Molecule: messenger RNA, 1035 nt
Organism: Cercospora beticola
Lineage: Eukaryota; Fungi; Ascomycota; Dothideomycetes; Mycosphaerellales; Mycosphaerellaceae
Source: RefSeq, a predicted model, not a curated record
AUGCCUGACAUCGACUUUGAUGCCGGUGCGGGCUGUGAUGUCCUCGUCACCAGCACGUACAGCGGAAACCCGACUUCCUGGCCCGUUCACUCAGUCAAAGUCCAUGGAUCUUCCAAGGCUCUAGGAGACAUGAUUGACGACACCAUCUCGUCUGGAGGUUUCGACAAAGUCGCGGCCUUGGACAAAAACCCGCGUAUCGCUGAGGCGACUCUGCAGCACAUCUGCAAGGGGAGACAGGACGACUGCCAUACGUUUGAUCUUGCGGGAAUGGAGAUGUUCUCUGAAAGUCCCAACCUGCUUCUCUUCCACUUGGAGGUCGCUCGCAUUGCGUUCGAAGUCGGAAUCUACGUGCUCCGGUAUUCAGGCCUAUUCUCGACUGGUGCUUUGGGUGCUGACUAUCCAAACAGUUCUAUCGGCGAGAGCCGCUUCGUUGCGGAUCUGCAGACGUCCUGGCAGCCACGCAGCUUUGUGGAUGUCCUGCGCUACAUCUUCGCUCCGACACCAUUUUCAACUUGCACAGCUACCGUCGUCAAAGCGGCUGUGUUCAGCUUGGUCGAGAGCAAGCGCAAGGACAUGGUCUUGCGGACUACAGAGGUAGAGCACAUUGCCAUAACCUUGAAGCCUGUCCCUAGCUUUGCCUACGAGAUGUAUAUCCGUACUAUCCUCGAAGAGGUUACUGGAGUUUUGAAGCACUUAGGCAGCUUGACAAGUGCGUCGGAGAAAGGGCACAGUGCCAUAUUCUCGUCGCAGACCUCCCUUCGGAUGGGCAAAGUGUUUGAUGAGAUCUUGAGACGGAGCAGCGUGGUGAAGAUGCUCAGAAUCAGCACCAUAAAGGGGCGUUGCAUACCAUCGAACUUGAAUCGCUGCCAUUCAAGUCGAUCUAGCAACCUCGAAAGAAGCAGAUAUGGAAACCGCGUUCCAUCAUCUGUGCCAGCCUCUACGCUUUCAGUCUCGAAGAACAGCCGGUACCCACUCCUUGGCCUACGUGCCUGGAAGGAAGCGGUUGUUGAAACUGCGUUUCAUCAUCAGCUGUAA